GCUGUUCUGCUCAUUGGUGAGUCUGCAGGACGAGAGCUCUCCACCGAGGAAUUCAACAGGAACUGCAGACGAAAAGGAUCUGGCUUCUUUCCCUAACACAGGAGGUGUAAAUCCUGCAGUCUGAGGCCUCACCUGGCCUCUCUUAUUGUCCCCCCUAUCAUCUUCUGUCUGAGCCCUGCACCUGUUCUGACUCGUCAGCCAGGUGAGGGGGAUCCUCUGGCGUUCUGCUAUUUUUUCAGCUGACCAUAGCUGCAGGGCAAUUAGGAACCCAGUCUAUUCAUUUGACUGGACUGCUGCUUUGCUCUGUAUCUCUCUCUCUCUCUCUCUCUCUGUCUCUCUCUAUAACCCACCUCCCUUCCCUCCCUGCCUAUCCCUACCCCCCUCCCACUCCAUCUCUGUCGAGCUCAGUCUGAGUCUGAUUGACACUGUGGCUGUGGGGACUUGUGGAGCCACAGACAUUUCCCUGCUGGAGUUAAAGUGUGGAUCACAUGGAAAGGACACAGGCGAGGAAAGGGUGAAAUAUAAAUCUUGUGGAGGAUUGAGGAACUGGGUUGAGCGUUGGACGGCUGAGAUAGAGAAACAAAAACUCCAAACCAAAGGAUUCUGCAGUUGGAAGAGCAGCAGGUAUGAAAAGCCAGACUGUGGUUGUGUCUGUGGCUCUGCUGGCCCUGUGCUGCCUGCUGAUACCCAGAGGAGGGGAGAGUGCUGGGGGGAUAGUUUCUCUCCGGCAGCCUGAAGGGGAGAAUCAGGCAGGGGAUCAGCUGCGAGACGAGUCCCUGGAUGACCCAGAAAGUGAACAAGGACUUGCAGAGGACCCACACCCACUGGGAAGCAGCAGCAAGGUCAAGAGAGACACAGAGGAGUCUGCGCAGGCAGGUAUUUCAGGCAGAGUGAGGAGAGCACCAGAGGAAGGAAAAAAGAAGAAGAAGGACAAGAAGAAGAACAAAGAGCCAAAGGACCCCAACGCCACCAAAAAGCCCAAAACUGACAAGAAGGGAAAGAAGAAGGACAGGCAGACAACAACCACAACUCUACCACCAACCACCACAGCGAUCCCGACUGAACCACCCACUGAACCUGAGCCAUACACCGACUACCCCUAUCCUGAUGUUGACAAUGAUUACUGGAAACCGGACGAUGACUACUGGGAGGUUGAUCCCACACCAUCCAGGCCUCAGCCUCAGCCUGAGACUGAGACCACAGAUCUUCCAUAUGAUGACUGGAAGCUAGAGGAGGAAGACCCAGCCGCUCCUGUAACAGAUGCCUACGAAGACUACUGGAAACCAGAUGAGAAAGAGCCGUCCACCGCAGCGCCAGAUGGCUACGACGACUAUUGGAAACCAGACGAGAAAGAACCAUAUCCUCCUGUGACUGAUAACUAUGAUACUUACUGGGAAGAGGUGGAACCAACGCCUCCUGCUCCUGAGGUUGAUGGGAAAGCUGGGACAGAUGACAAUGAUUACUGGGACGCCACAUUUGAGGUGCCAGAUAAUCUUCCAUUCCCUGAUGGUAAAGAGGUCAGCCCUGAAAUCAUAGUAGAAACUCUACCAGAGGAGCCAACAGCCACUUCUCCCUAUGAAGGGACGUGGUAUGAUGACUACGAUGAAUAUGGAAUGAGGAGAAAAGAAGACGAGACUGAUGAAAAAUGGAUAGAGAAAGAGAGAGAGAGAGCCAAAAAGGAGAGAGAGAGGGAAGAGAAAGAGAGAGCGCAGAAGCUGAAGGAGGCAGAGGAGCGGGCCAGGAACAGACCACGUGUCUUCAAAGAGCCAAAGAAGUGCCCUCCCCUGGGGAUGGAGUCCCACAGGAUCGAGUCAGACCAGCUUUCAGCCUCCUCUAUGUCUCAGUAUAGUUUUUCCCCUCAGAGGGCACGCCUCAACAUGCAGGGCUCUGACGAUGAGGAUGACAUGAGAGGUGGAGCAUGGUGUGCAAACUCAGAGGACAGAAUCCACUGGUUUGAGAUAGAUGCUCGCAGGGAGACAGAGUUCACCGGAGUCAUUACUCAGGGACGAGACUCCUUGAAUGAGGGCGACUUCGUGAUUUCCUACUUCCUGGCUUUCAGCAAUGACAGCAGAGAAUGGACCACCAUCCAUGACGGAUACGCUGACUGGUUGUUCUUCGGAAACAGUGAUAAGGACACUCCAGUGAUGAACCAGUUGGCAGAGCCUGUGCUGGCCCGCUACAUCCGGAUCAUCCCCCAGAGCUGGAACGGCUCUCUGUGUAUGAGGCUGGAGGUCCUAGGCUGCCCCCUGCCUGAUCCAGUUGACGUUCAGUACAGGCAAAAUGAAGUGACUCCAGUGGAUUACUUGGAGUUCAAACAUCACAGCUACUCAGAGAUGGUUGCACUUAUGAAGUCAGUGAAUGAGGAGUGUCCCAACAUCACCAGCAUCUACAGCCUGGGCCGCAGCUCCAAGGGACUGGAAAUCAUGGCCAUGGUCAUCUCUGGCAACCCGACAGAGCACGAAAUAGGUGAGCCGGAAUUUCGCUUCACGGCAGGUCUCCAUGGAAACGAGGCGGUGGGAAGGGAGAUGCUUCUGCUUCUUAUGCAGUACCUGUGCAAAGAGUACAAAGACAGAAACCCCAGAGCCCAGCAGUUGGUGGAGGGAAUACGCAUCCACCUGGUACCCUCGCUCAACCCUGAUGGACAUGAAGAAGCUUUUAAAGCCGGAUCAGAGCUGAGCAGCUGGACCACCGGACACUACACUGAGAACGGCUUUGACAUCUUCCAGAACUUCCCUGACCUGAACAGCAUCCUGUGGGAUGCUGAAGAUAAGGGCAUGGUGCCCAAACUCACCCCCAACCAUCACGUAGCCAUACCAGAGAACUUUGAGGCCAACAGCUCGAUUGCUGUGGAAACCAGGGCCAUAAUCUCCUGGAUGAAAAGCCAUCCAUUUGUGUUGGGUGCAAACUUCCAGGGCGGGGAGACAAUUGUGGCCUAUCCUUAUGACAGCUUGCGUCUCAACAAGCCUGACCAGAGCCAGAAACCCCACAGCCGCAAGAAGAGACAGUAUGAGGAAGAAGGUUUUGAUGUGACGGAGUGGGGAAGGGGCUACCAGGAGGAGCCAGAGGAAGACUGGAGAAGUAGGGGAUACUCGGAGCCGGAGGAAGACAGGAGGGGUCAAGGCUAUGAGCAUGGCUACGAGCACGGCUACGAGCACGGCUACGACCACGACCACGGCUACGACCAGAGUUACAACCAAGGUUACGGCCACAGAGAGGAAGAGGAGGACGACACAGGAAGAAGCGCCGGCUACCAGUACGCUGAGCCUGAGGAUGAGCCUCGGGUGAUUGCUGAUGAAUCCCUCUUCAGGUGGCUGGCUGUCUCCUACGCCUCCACACACCUGACCAUGACGCACAACUACCACGGCUCCUGCCACGGAGGCAACUCAGCAGGGGGGCAGGGCAUUGUCAACCGGGCCAAAUGGAAGCCAAUCACAGGCAGUAUGAAUGACUUCAGCUACCUGCACACCAACUGUUUUGAGCUGUCCAUAUUCCUGGGCUGUGAUAAGUUCCCUCAUCAGAGUGAGUUGGCGUAUGAGUGGGAGAAGAACAGAGAGGCGAUGCUCAUCUUCAUGGAGCAGGUGCAUCGUGGCAUCAGGGGCAUUGUGAAGGAUCAGCAGGGGAACCCCAUCGCAAACGCCACUGUGUCUGUAGAGGGGAUAAACCAUGACGUCACCACAGCUCCAACAGGAGACUACUGGAGGAUGCUGAACCCAGGGGAGUACCGUGUGACGGCUCGAGCCGAGGGCUUCUCCCCUGUGACAAAACUCUGUGUGGUGGGUUAUCAGUCAGGAGCGACCGCCUGCACCUUCAACCUUGCCAAGUCCAACUGGGACCGCAUUAAACAGAUCAUGGCCCUCCAUGGAAACAAGCCAAUUCGACUCAGCUACAGCAACAACAGAGUACAGUAUCCCUCAGUUGUUAAUGGCAACAGGCAUGUGGUUGACAGCAACAAUGGGUAUUCACAGAAUUCACGACUCAGCGCUGAGCGGCAGAGGAGGCUCAGGAUAGCUCGUCUCCGUCGCCUUCGGCAACAGAGAUUAAUGAGGCUAAGAUCGACAACGACAUUACCCCCAACGACAACAACAACAACAACCACCACCACCACAAUUCCCACAACACCAGAGACCACCACAUCCUGGUACGACUCGUGGCUCAUAAUGGAGGGACAGUCCUCGACACCUGGCGGGUUCACAGACUCCAUCCUGGAUUAUAACUAUGAGUACAAGAUCGAUGACUAUUAAACCAAACACACACACACACACACACACACAGUCUGUUUCUGUAAACAACCAUCCUCUCCUACUUGUAGUUCUCACUGCCUUGUUGUACUUGGAGCAGGUUGAUAAAAAAAAUGUUUAAAAAAAUCAAGAGGAGUCCUGUCUUUGUAUGACAUAUAAGCAAUGGGAAUGUACAGAAUAUUAACUCUAUUAAUUGUAUAAAGAUAGUGUAUCUAUUACUUAACACUUGAAUCAAUGCCUCUUCACAGAAACUGACCCCAUUAAUGAAAGGUAUCAUUUCAGUUUGACAGUUCACACUGUGUUUUUCUUGACUCAUCAGUCUGUCUUUUUUUUUCUUAUGAAAUGUUUAUUUUGGAUGCACAUUACAAAAAAAAAAUGUCAUGACAUUUUUUUUUAACUUCAGAGCUGAAUUAUUUACAGUCUUCAACCAUGGCAGAAAUAUUUUUUUUUAUAGUAUGAACAGUCGCUAAAAAGGUGUGUAAAGCAUUUAUUAACAGUUGGUAACAGAGUCAGAGGAGGGAAAGUGUCUUCUGUCACACAGCUGGGGUAGAAGAGUUAUUUUUCAAAUAAAGGCUUGUUAAUACAAAA
Seriola aureovittata is the source of this 4826-nucleotide messenger RNA. It is a transcript of the gene aebp1b, whose product is annotated as AE binding protein 1b. Lineage: Eukaryota; Metazoa; Chordata; Actinopteri; Carangiformes; Carangidae. The transcript is spliced from 22 exons. The record is from RefSeq and is a predicted model, not a curated record. Gene Ontology annotation, molecular function: zinc ion binding; metallocarboxypeptidase activity; RNA polymerase II transcription regulatory region sequence-specific DNA binding. Bases 627 to 4241 code for a protein of 1204 amino acids. Gene Ontology annotation, biological process: negative regulation of transcription by RNA polymerase II; proteolysis.